AUGGCAGAAGCCGAACAUCCUCGGAAAAAUCAGAAGAGAGUUUGUGAAAACAGAAUCAGUUCGUUGUGUGACGAUUUGCUCAUACAGAUAUUAUUGCUUGUUCCGACCAAAGAUGCCGUGGCCACAUCGUUUUUGUCUAAAAGAUGGCGAUUUGUCUGGACGAUGUUGCCUAGACUUGAAUACAAAGAAACCAAUGACAGUGGCGCCGAAAGCAAGAGCGUUUGGUGGUUCCUUGACGAAUCAAUGCGACAACACAAGGCACCUUUAUUAGAACGUUUGUCGAUUCAACUCGGUCCACAAUGUUCUGUUGAUGUUAAUGUUGUAAAGUGGGUUGCAAAAGCACUUGAUCGUCCCGUGCGUCGGCUAGAUUUCCAGCUCCUCUGGAAUAGCGAGCCGACCAGAAUGCCUCAGAGCCUUUACACGUGCAAAAACCUUGCGAGACUGACUCUUUCCAGCAAGAUUCUCGUGGACGUUCCUUCUCCGGUUUCUCUCCCAUCACUUACACAUCUUAAUCUCCAUCAUGUUGUGUACAAAGACGAAGACUCUCAAGUUAGGCUUUUAUCAAGUUGUCCCGUUCUCAAGUGUCUUAGAGUGACUCGACCUCGUGAUGUGGAUGAUAAUGUGCGAAAGUUUAGCGUGAAAGUGCCUUCUUUACUGAGAUUAUCGUAUAUGCAUCCAAUAUUUCAAGGAGAAGAUUACACGGAAGAUGAUACUGCAAGGUCUCUGGUUGUAGACACCCCGGAUUUAGUAUAUUUAGAGAUCAUUGACUCGAUGGGAGACUCUUGCUCGAUUGAGUAUAUGCCUCUUCUUGUUAAAGCAUCUAUUGAUGUUCACUUCAACCCUGAUGCCAAC
Molecule: messenger RNA, 852 nt
Organism: Camelina sativa (false flax)
Lineage: Eukaryota; Viridiplantae; Streptophyta; Magnoliopsida; Brassicales; Brassicaceae
Source: RefSeq, a predicted model, not a curated record